Eruca vesicaria subsp. sativa (arugula) is the source of this 645-nucleotide messenger RNA. NCBI's taxonomy places the organism in Eukaryota, Viridiplantae, Streptophyta, Magnoliopsida, Brassicales, Brassicaceae. The record is from the annotation of a GenBank genome assembly.
AUGACCAAAGUCACUAAGGCUAAUAUUAUAAGCCGAAUCCAAGAAAUCGCCACUUCAAGUAAUGCAAACGCCACUUCUAUAAUCUCAGAUGCCAUUUAUGUCAUCAGCGCAGGGAGCAGUGACUUCAUACACAACUACUACAUUAACCCUGAUCUCCUCUACAAAGUUCAGUCACCUGAUGACUUCUCUGAUCUCCUUAUCCUCUCCUACUCCAACUUCAUCCAGAAUUUAUAUUCUUUAGGAGCAAGAAGGAUAGGAGUGACUACACUUCCACCAUUGGGAUGUUUACCAGCUGCCAUAACAGUGGCUGGUCCACACGAGGGUGGAUGCUCAGAGAGUCUUAACAACGACGCAGUCUCAUUCAACAGCAAACUCAAUGCGACGUCGCAGGAACUUAAGAGAAGCCUCAUUGGACUCAACUUAGUCGUCUUUGAUAUCUAUCAGCCUCUCUAUGAUCUCGCCACAAGACCAUCCGAAUUUGGAUUUGCAGAGGCAAGACGAGCUUGUUGUGGAACAGGACUGCUAGAGACAUCGAUACUGUGUAAUCCUAAAUCAGUAGGGACAUGUACUAAUGCAGCUGAGUAUGUAUUUUGGGAUGGGUUUUGCCCAUUUGAAUUUCAAGACAUAAUCAAGAUUUAUAUCUAG